Cherax quadricarinatus is the source of this 2742-nucleotide messenger RNA. RefSeq lists its product as uncharacterized. Gene Ontology annotation, molecular function: RNA binding. Gene Ontology annotation, biological process: regulation of cell cycle; regulation of mRNA splicing, via spliceosome. Lineage: Eukaryota; Metazoa; Arthropoda; Malacostraca; Decapoda; Parastacidae. The record is from RefSeq and is a predicted model, not a curated record.
UUCAUAACCUGUGUAGUGGUGCUUCAUGACCUGUGUGAUUGCUGCUAUGCCACCAAAGAAAAAACAAAAAUGGGUUCCGCGUUUUCAAAAAAAACUGACUAUGAAGAAGCAGGCACAAAUGAAGGAGAAGCUGCUAGCCUCACUUAAACAACAGUUUCCAGUAUCUACUGGUAAAAACCAUCGAGAGAAAGAAAAUGCUGCAGCUACAGGCACUGAACAGACUGACACAUGGCCAAGUGAGAAGAUAACAAGCCGUCUACUGAAGCCAUGGGUACAUGCUAAGAAGGUCACAUUUCUACCUUCAUGGACACAGAGAAGUUCCCUCUUUGGUCGAUCCACAAAUUCCUGGGAGUCAAGUAACUUACCUUCAAGCAUAACAUCGCAGAACUGGUUACAUAGUGGUCCACUUUUAGGCCGAACUUCACAUGACUGGGAGCAAAGUAGUUCAUUUUUCAGUCGAACAACACACAACUGGGAUCAGAGUUAUCCACUCUCGACCCGAUCGUUGACUUUUGAACAGUAUAGUCAAUAUUCAAGUCAACCAAGAGAUACUUGGGGUGAUAACUCUUCCUUCUCAAGUCGACCAUCCCAGUCCUGGGAAGAUAGUUAUCCUCUGUCGGGUCGUUCACAAAAUUGGGACCAAAAUGAUUCAGCAUCUGGUCGACCAUCACAGGCCUGGGAAGAUAGUCAUUUAAUGCCUGGCCGAUCAGGGCAGAAUUGGGAACAAAAUAAUUCUGCAUCAGGUCGACCCUCACAGGCCUGGGAAGGUAGUCAUUCAGUGUCAAGUCGCUCAACACAAGCUUGGGACGAGGAAAAUUUAAAGUCAAAUCGAACAGCAACAAGUUGGGAACAAAAUGAUUCACCAAAUCGUUCAACACAAAAUUGGAACGAGGAUAAUGUAAAGUUGAAUCGAACAGCAACGAGCUGGGAGCAAAAUGAUUUGGCAUCAAAUCGAUCGGCACAGAGCUGGGAAGAGUUCGAUCCAAAAUUAAACCGACAGGCACCAACUUGGGAGCAGAGUGGUUCAUCAGGUCGAUCACAGAACUGGGGCCAGGGUAAUUCAUUAUCGGGUUUACAACCACCAUCGUGGGGGACAAAUAAUUCAAGAUCACAGAAUUGGGAACAGAAUAAUUCUGUGGCAAGUAGAUCACAGAACUAUGACCAAAAUAGUUCAUCAUCAAGUCAGCGAACUUGGGACCAGGAAAGGUCUGUGGCUGGUGAACAGACACAAACCUGGCCACAGGAUAAUUUGACAAAUCGAUCAAUGCAGAACUGGGAGUCAGAUAACUUGCAAGCAAACAGGUCAGGACAGACGUGGCCACAGAACAGUCAGCAGGCAAAUCGGUCAGCAACGUCUUGGGAGGCUGACAGGCUUCCAGGAGAUUCAAGCACACCACUCUGGGCUCAGAAAAAUCAGCCGAUGGCUCGAUAUUCACAGCAAUUGACAGAAAAUAGCCAGACAACUGAUCAUUACACACAUCCUGAGAAGAUGAUGCCCAGAUCACAACCCCCAGUGGGCUACGAUGGCUUUGAUAAGAAGGGGGAACUUAGCAGAAAACCUGCUCCGCUAAGAUCACAUUUCGGCAUGAAAAUGCUGCAGAGGAUGGGCUGGAUGCCAGGCGAAGGGCUCGGCAAGAACAAGGAGGGAAUGAUAGAGCCAUUAAUGCCUGAAGCUGAUAUGGACUUACCAGGUGCUUAUUAUGAUGGCAGAUGGGUGUCCAAUGCUGGACAGAAAAAUUCAAAGCCACCAAGGAAACUUAGAGCUAAAGAUCUUGUAGGCAAACAUCCAGUUUCUGCUCUGAUUGAAGUGUGUACAAAUCGCAGCUGGCCUGCACCUGUGUUUGAAGUGGUCUCUGAGGAAGGUCCGGUUCAUAAGAAGACUAUCAUUAUGAAGGUGACUGUGAAUGGAAAAGAAUAUUUAGCCAAAGAAGCAGCUUCCAAGAAGCUGGCUCGAGCUGAUGCUGCCAAGCUCUGUCUUCAGUUUCUCGGACUAAUGCCUAAAUCUAAGCAGGCUAAGUGAAAAGUAAAUGUUGGUUAGUUUUUAUUUAUGUUGACUACUGUGUGAGAGAGAAAACAAGGUUCUACAGUUACUUGGGUAAUACUGAGACUCAAGAUAGUGCACAAGCUGCAAACAUCCACACUUAUGAAUUAGAUUUGUAAAAACAAUGUUUAAAUAUUUGUUUAGCAAAUGCCAACCCACAGUUACAAAUCAGCUCUAAGAAAAUUAUUUAAAAAAAAAAAAAUGUUUUAGAAAUGCCAAUCUACAGUGAUAAUUGUGUGUGGGGCACAUAACUGUCCUCUCUACUCUUAUGUGUAAGAAGUUCUUAGUGUCAAGCAACUUGUUCAUAAGUGGGAACACCAGUAACAUAACUUGUUGAGAAGUGGGAACACUAGUAACACAACAUGUUCAGAAGUGGUAACACCAGUAACACAACUUAUUCGUAAGUGGGAACUUGAAAAAUAUGUCAUUUAUUAGUUUGAGAUUGCCAGCCUAGUCAGCAGGCUAUAGCCCCAGGAUUUGGGGAGAAUGUCUUUAUAUGUGUUUACUAUUGAAUACAACUGCACUGCAAUAUAUUUGACUAUUGAAUAAAAUAUUUCAUGCUGCCCAGGAGUACCAGGGAUCAUUUUUUUUUAUAUAUUAGUCUGCCACUAAAUUUACACAAUUACAAAUACAUUCACACUUGUGGGAAAUAUUUUAAUGCUGUCAUAUAUUUUAGGAGAUAGAUAAAGUGUUUUCUACAA